This is a messenger RNA of Rhododendron vialii, 1687 nucleotides long. Its product is annotated as peptidyl-prolyl cis-trans isomerase CYP40. The transcript has 9 exons. The record is from RefSeq and is a predicted model, not a curated record. NCBI's taxonomy places the organism in Eukaryota, Viridiplantae, Streptophyta, Magnoliopsida, Ericales, Ericaceae. Gene Ontology annotation, biological process: protein folding; protein peptidyl-prolyl isomerization. Gene Ontology annotation, molecular function: peptidyl-prolyl cis-trans isomerase activity; protein binding. Bases 253 to 1338 code for a protein of 361 amino acids.
GGGGGGACGGCACCCGACGUCAAAGACAGAGACACAGCACACAGUGUCCCCGGGGCAAGAUAGCGACACCUGGCGAACAACAGUGAAGAGUUUGAAUAAUGGGCGCAAACGGGACAGUCCAACAGUCUGAUGCAUAUACUACUACUUGGACAAACUUCCUAUACCAAACUAGGGUUCUUCGUUUUCGUUUUCGUUUUAGAGAGAGAAAAGUAGUACUACUGCUACAGAGAGAAGUGAGGUGUGGAAGAAGAGAUGGGCAAGGUGAGGUGCUAUCUGGAUGUGAGCAUCGGAGGAGAGCUGGAAGGGAGGAUUGUCGUGGAGCUAUUCGACGACGUCGUUCCCAGAACCGCCGAAAACUUUAGGGCUCUUUGUACCGGGGAAAAGGGCAUCGGCGACAUCACCGGCUUCCCUCUCCAUUACAGGGGAGUUCGUUUUCAUCGAGUUGUUAAAGGUUUUAUGGUACAAGGUGGAGAUAUUUCUGCUGGUGAUGGCACUGGGGGUGAAUCCAUCUAUGGAUUAAAAUUCGAAGAUGAAAAUUUUGAAUUGAAACAUGAAAGAAAAGGAAUGUUAUCCAUGGCGAAUGCUGGUCCUAAUACAAAUGGGUCUCAGUUCUUCAUCACAACAACCCGUACUUCUCAUCUAGAUGGGAAGCAUGUUGUAUUUGGGAAGGUUGUUAGGGGCAUGGGAGUUGUUCGUUCUAUUGAGCAUGUUACAACUGGUGAAAAUGAUUGCCCUGAUGUUGAUGUUGUAAUUGCGGAUUGUGGAGAAAUUCCUGAGGGAGCAGAUGAUGGGAUAGCUAAUUUUUUCAAUGAUGGUGAUAUGUUUCCUGAUUGGCCGGCUGACCUUGAGAACAACCCUGAGGAGCUGUCUUGGUGGAUGAAAGCUGUAGAUUCUGUGAAGACUUUCGGUAAUGAACAAUUCAAGAAGCAGGACUAUAAGAUGGCUCUUAGGAAAUAUAGGAAGGCUUUACGGUAUUUGGAUGUCUGCUGGGAAAAGGAAGAGAUUGAUGAAGAGAAAAGUUCAUGUUUACGAAAGAUAAAAGCACAGAUCUUUACCAACAGUUCUGCUUGUAAAUUAAAAUUGGGCGAUCUGAAGGGAGCAUUGUUGGACACAGAUUUUGCAAUGCGUGAUGGAGAAAACAAUGUAAAAGCUUUGUUUCGUCAAGGCCAGGCACACAUAGCUCUUAAUGACAUAGAUGCUGCUGUUGAAAGUUUCAGAAAGGCAUUGGAAUUGGAGCCAGAUGAUGCUGGAAUAAAGAAGGAACUUGCUGCUGCGAGGAAGAAGAUUGCUGAUAGACGUAAUCAGGAGAAAAGAGCUUUCUCAAAGAUGUUCCAAUAGCAAGGGACGGUUCUAUGGUUUUGUGGGAGGGAGAACAACAUGAGCAUCCAAGCAAAUUUCAGGCGCAAGACAAUUUUCAUCAAUUGGAUUUAGUCUUUUUCUGUUAAUUGGCGAGUGUCGCUCUAGUGGUUUAUAUCUGGGAGAAUGAAUGUUUCUUAUGAGAACUGCACAUCUGGAAUCGAAUUGGAAAUUUUACUGACGGAAUUGGUCUCUUCUAAUUUUCUGUUUUGAAAAACUUGUGACGAAUUAAGUGCUCAGGCAGAGUUACUUUCCAUGUUAUUCAUAUGUAUGAUACUAUAAAAUGUUCUGUCCUCGCUUCACCGUUCAAUCGGAAAUAGUUUUUCAACCA